Molecule: messenger RNA, 3068 nt
Organism: Klebsormidium nitens
Lineage: Eukaryota; Viridiplantae; Streptophyta; Klebsormidiophyceae; Klebsormidiales; Klebsormidiaceae
Source: the annotation of a GenBank genome assembly
GCCCAGGGCAGAGGGAAGUGAGCACACGCGCAGACCUCUACCAGUCCUGGCACCUGCAGCAGGGAGGCGGUGGCAGAUCUGGCUCCAAUUUCAAGUUCAACUUCAAGGGCGGACAGUGGAUCCAAGCGACCUUGGUUCACGUUUCAGAGCCCAUUCCCCUCAACCUUCAGGCCAAACUUGAACUGCUGAACAGCAGGUCCCAUCCCGGACAGCCCCAUUCGCAGGCCGGCAGAGGACGCCCCAUUCGCGCCCCCCCCCCCCCGAUUCUAGCUGGCAUUUGCCUCCCCUAUGUAGGGGUGCCUGCCGCGGUAGUGCCGUCAUGGGCCCGCUGCGCAUGCUGGCCCCCUCGCGGCUCGUGCUGCUGUUUGCGGGCCUGCUGCUGCUGGUGGUCCACAGCCACUGGGGCUUCCUGCGCCUCAUGGUGCAGCUCGAGAGCGGCGGCGCAGGCUGCCUCUCCACGUACAAGAUGCGCCACACGCGCGACCGCCCCCCCAUCAGCGCCGCGCGCUUCGCUGUGGCGCAAGUAGAGGGCCAGCCGGGCAUGGCGGGCGCGCUGCCUAGCAUGCCACGCUUCGGCGGAGGCGCCCCGCUGGUGUCCAUCAUCAUCACGGCGCACAACAGCGUGAACAAGACGAUGCAGGCGCUCAGAUCCAUCGCGGCGCUGGGCACCGAGAUCCCGUUUGAGGUCGUGGUGUUUGAUGACGCCUCCAGCGACGGCACCCCCGCGCUGCUGGCCCAGGUGGAGGGCAUCGUGGGCGGCCGCUCCGAGAAGCCCCUCGGCUUUGCGCGCGCCAACAACCACGCGACGUUCAACCUGAGCCACCCCUGGUCGCGCUACCUCUGGUACCUCAACAACGACGUGGAGGUGGGCAACGGCACGCUGGCCGCGCUGGUGGCCACGCUGGAGGGCCGCCUGGACGCGGGCGCCGUCGGCUGCAAGCUCGUCUACCCGACGGGCCUGCUGCAGGAGGCGGGCAGCCUGGUGUACGCGCAGGGCAGCUGCGCGGGGUACGGCCGCGGGCAGUCGCCGGCAGCGCCCGAGUACAACUACGUGCGCAGCGUGGACUACUGCAGCGCGUGCUGCCUGCUGGUGCGCCGCGACGUGUUUGCCGCGGCGGGCGGGUUUGAGGCGAACACGUUCCCGCACUACUACGAGGACAGCGACCUGCAGAUGAAGAUCCGGUACGAGCAGCGGCUGGCGGUGCUGUACCAGCCGGCGGCCGCGGUGACGCACCACGAGUACAGCUCCAAGGGGCGCGACGAGGCGCUGGCGCUUAUGGCGGCCAGCGAGGUCAUCUUCCGGCGCAAGUGGAAGCCGUUCAUCGAGUCGCGGCACUUCCCGUCCAGCCCCGCCAGCGUGCUGUGCGCACGCGAGAACACGGGCGCCAAGCGCAUCCUGUUUGUGGACCAGCUGCUGGGGGACCCCGACACCGGGAGCGGCUACGGGCGCGCGCUGCUCAUCCUGCACGCGCUCGCGCAGUUCCGCGCGCUGGUCACCAUGUACCCCAUGCUCGACCGCCGGCCCCCGCGCACCGUGGCGCAGCUGCUGCAGCGCGGCGUGGAGGUCAUCUGGAACGCCACCGCGGGCUGGGAGUACAGCGACCCCCUCCUGGCCGAGCGCACGCAGCAGCUGUGCGCCUUCCUGGAGGAGCGCGCCGGCUUCUACGACGCCGUCAUCGUCAGCCGGCCCCCCAUCUUCCUCAACGCGCACGCCUGCAUCAAGCAGCACCAGCCCCGCGCGUACCUUGUGUUUGACAGUGAGGCGCUGUGGUACACCCGCGACGAGGCGCGCGCGCAGGCGCUGCACGACGAUGCGCUGCUGGCGGCGGUGCAGCAGGGCCGCGUGGAGGAGCUGCGCCUCUUUGCCCUGGCCAACGAGAGCCUGCUCGUCACGCAGGCCGACCGCGAGCGCGUCGCAGAGUUCCACGGGGGCGGGCACGUGCAGACCAAGAUUUUGUCGUUCUAUGUGGAGCCGGCGCUGUCGCUGCCGGGGUACGGCGCGCGCUCGGACCUGCUCUUCAUCGGCGCCUUCCACAACACGAUGUACUACAACGGGGACGCCGUGAAGCACUUCGUGGCCAACGUGUUCCCGCUCAUCCGGCGGCAGCAGCCGCGCGCGCGCAUCGUGGUCAUCGGCAAGGAGCCCCCCCCCGAGCUGCUGGCGCUGGACGACCGCGCGGGGGGGGUGCACGUGCUGGGCAGCGUGGACGAAUUGGGGCCGUACUACGACAGCGCGCGCCUCUUUGUGGCGCCGCACCAGUACGGGGCGGGCAUCCAGAUCAAGGUGCUGGACGCGAUGGCGCACGGCGUGCCGGUGGUGGCCAUGGAGCGCAUCGCGGCGCAGCUGGGCGCGGUCAACGUGAGCGACGGCAUCCUGGCGGCGCGCGACAGCGCGGACAUGGCCGCGCAGGUGGUGGCCAUCAGCGGGGACGCGGGCGCGUGGCAGGCGCUGCGCGAGGCGGCCGUGGAGUUCGUGCAGGAGCACUACAGCCGCUCCUCCUUCCUCUCCUCCGUGGACAGCCUCCUGGCGCGCAUCCCGCAAACCGCGUGCAUACCGGGGCCGGGCGGCAGCAUCGCACAGCGAUGACAUCGGGGCGGCUCCGUGCCGGCAACCAGCCAGCUGCGACCCCCAGUGAUUUUACCCGGUUCCUAGAAAAGUCUCGUCGAACGAGUUGUUUACUCUGCAUCAUAAUGGAGCAGCCUUAGGUCUUCCCGCUUGAUGCUCCGUGUGCAAGCAGUGCUCCCAUUGCCGCCUAGAAUGUCCACUUUAGUUGAAUGUACAACGUGUUGAAAUAUCAAGAUUGUUGAAUCCAGCUUACAGCUUCACAUGGAAACCUUGAAUGCGGAACAUUUGCGAGUUGAGCCACACAUAUUCACGUCUGAACAUUUCAACCUAAAACAGCAUACUGACCAAUUGUAGGUGACUCCACAUCUUGAAACCUCUGAAGUGUAACAUGGUCAGAUCUACAAUAGAGGGAUAUUUUUUAGAUGAUGAUGAUGAUGAUUUAACGCCGGUUUGGAGCCGUGAUCGGCUAAGUCGACGACUGAAUCUAUUCAACGUUCUGCAA